AUGCCCCAACUAAAUACUACCGUAUGGCCCACCAUAAUUACCCCCAUACUCCUUACACUAUUCCUCAUCACCCAACUAAAAAUAUUAAACACAAACUACCACCUACCUCCCUCACCAAAGCCCAUAAAAAUAAAAAAUUAUAACAAACCCUGAGAACCAAAAUGAACGAAAAUCUGUUCGCUUCAUUCAUUGCCCCCACAAUCCUAG
Molecule: messenger RNA, 207 nt
Organism: Homo sapiens (human)
Lineage: Eukaryota; Metazoa; Chordata; Mammalia; Primates; Hominidae
Source: the annotation of a RefSeq genome assembly